[Torrubiella] hemipterigena is the source of this 1630-nucleotide messenger RNA. Lineage: Eukaryota; Fungi; Ascomycota; Sordariomycetes; Hypocreales; Clavicipitaceae. The record is from the annotation of a GenBank genome assembly.
CGCUGGCUGCAUGUGCUCCGGGUGCGGGACCCUCCAAGGUUUUGACGACUAAAAAAAUUUGGAGGCGCAAAACUUUGGUUCAAGGCAUCGCGUCUUUGCACCCGCAAGCUUUUCUCGACCAAACGACACAAGCAGUCCAGGACAAUUCCGGUUCUUUGCUUCUGGUCUGUCGGCUACAACUACACUCUCUUGUCUCCCACCGACAUCUCCCUCGACAACGAUAGACAUCGACGAAGUCUCGUUUUUUUACUCAGAGCUCCCCCGCCUCGACUGUUCCAUACAAAGUCGGCUUCCUUCGACCAGCCUGUACAAUACUACCCAUCCGUCCUUGAUCAAUCAGAUAUGCUCGAUCAAAUGGCCAACGAGAUCAAGCUCAUCUCUGGUACCUCCCACCCGGAGCUCAGUGCCAAGGUCGCCCAGCGACUUGGUAUUGAUAUUGCCAACACGAUGAGCUUGAACUACUCCAACCAGGAGACUAGCGUUUCCAUUGGUGAAUCGGUCCGUGACGAAGACGUCUUCAUUCUGCAGUCUACUGCUCCCGGUGACGUGAACGAUGGGCUUAUGGAGCUCCUCAUCAUGAUCCAUGCGUGCCGUACUGCGUCUGCUCGCCGUAUUACCGCUGUCAUUCCCAACUUCCCUUAUGCCCGCCAGGAUAAGAAGGACAAGUCCCGUGCUCCCAUCAGCGCCAAGCUGAUUGCCAACAUGCUGCAGGUGUCUGGCUGCAAUCACGUCAUCACCAUGGAUCUUCACGCCUCUCAGAUUCAGGGCUUCUUCAACGUCCCUGUCGACAACCUAUAUGCUGAACCCUCUGUCCUGCGAUGGAUUAGCGAAAACCUCGACGUCAACAACUGCGUCAUUGUCUCGCCUGAUGCCGGCGGUGCGAAGCGUGCUACAUCUAUUGCCGAUCGCCUCAACACAGCCUUUGCCCUCAUCCACAAGGAGCGUCCUCGACCCAACGUUGUUGGCCGCAUGGUCCUUGUUGGUGAUGUGCAGGAUAAGGUGGCCAUUCUCGUCGACGACAUGGCCGAUACUUGCGGAACGCUUGCCAAGGCUGCCGAGACCCUGAACCAGCAUGGCGCGAAGCAAGUCUUUGCCAUUGUUACCCACGGCAUUCUCAGUGGCAAGGCCAUUGAGAACAUCAACAACUCCUGCUUGUCUGGCCUUGUUGUUACCAACAGUAAGUUUGAUAUGAUAAAUUUAUGCUUGCUAAGACAUCAAUUGCUAACCCAUUUACAGCUGUUCCUUGUAAGUCCCAGCGCUAGAGAGCUGCAACGAUGUCAACUAGAGCACGCCACACUAACAUAUAGAUAUAGUGGGAGACAAGGUUGAGCGCUGCCCCAAGCUCAAGGUCAUUGACGUUUCCGGCACCCUGGCCGAGGCUAUCCGCAGAACUCACAACGGUGAAUCAGUGUCAUACCUCUUCACCAACGUACCUGUUUAAAUCUUUUCUUUCGAAUUUGGAUAAAUCAACAUCAUAGCAGUUUGAAAUUUAUGCGGUGUUUUGGCGUUUGAACAUGAUACAUUUUGCUACAACUAUAAAACAAGACUAUGUUUUCUCAACAUACACAUAAAAAAAGACAUGAAAUAUGACUAGAAAAUUUGCACGACUGUCAAUACAAUCAGUUUUCAC